Messenger RNA from Suillus subalutaceus, 727 nucleotides. RefSeq lists its product as uncharacterized. NCBI's taxonomy places the organism in Eukaryota, Fungi, Basidiomycota, Agaricomycetes, Boletales, Suillaceae. The coding region runs from base 217 to 396 and encodes 59 amino acids. The record is from RefSeq and is a predicted model, not a curated record. The transcript is spliced from 4 exons.
AACUUAUUGAUUUUUAACUGGUGAUCGCGUUUUAAGCCCCUCCCUCACUAUAGCAGAAUGGAUUGACGAGUAUGGUCCUCUGAUCAUCAUUCGGUCAAGAUUUGAGAAGAUCGUUAUUAUUGGCCGUUACAAGGUCGCCGUGGAUAUUAUGGAGAGGGGAAAUUGAUAGCUGACCGUCCUUGCACUAUUGCUGUUGGAGAAAUAUAUUACGGCGGAAUGAGUGUCGCCUUUACGUCCUUUGGGGACAGGUUCCGUCGAAUGCGUAGAGCACUUCAUUCACAUCUCAAGCCUAAGGCAACUGAGGCCUACCAGCCUCUGCGGAUGUUACGCGCGAAGAACACAGUUCUCGGCAUUCUGGACGAUCCACACAGCUUCCAGAAUCAUGUACGAACGUAAGUGCUUUCGUCCGCUGCAACAAUAACUAUGAAAGUUACAUGUGGAAUGACUACGCCCACAUCCGCGACCGAUCCCGAUUUUCCAGUAAAUCAGGGCGAUAUGGGCAUUGGCCCUUUCGUACGCGCGAUAUAUGCUAGAGAAUAACCAUCUCCAUAAUUUGAUGGAGGCUGAGAUGGCCUUUCUUAGUGCUGUCUUUAUUUUAUCUGGACCCAGCUCGGUGAUGUGUUGUUUUGUUGUCUCAGAAUAUACGUGGCUAAAAUCAGACGGAAGACUUCUGCGACAAUAUGCACGGUACUUAUGGCAGCCCCAUGUUUCCCCGAGGAACAAGCUA